This is a messenger RNA of Marmota monax (woodchuck), 6538 nucleotides long. It is a transcript of the gene Lrch2, whose product is annotated as leucine rich repeats and calponin homology domain containing 2. The coding region runs from base 1 to 2373 and encodes 790 amino acids. The transcript has 22 exons. Gene Ontology annotation, molecular function: protein binding. The record is from RefSeq and is a predicted model, not a curated record. NCBI's taxonomy places the organism in Eukaryota, Metazoa, Chordata, Mammalia, Rodentia, Sciuridae.
AUGGCGGCGAGUCAGGGAGGUGGUGGUAACAGUGGGGGCGGUGGUUGUGGUGGAGGUGGAAGUAGCAGUGGCGGUGGCGCGGCCGGAGGAGGAGGUGGCGGGGCUGGAGGGGGAGGCGGCGGCGGCGGCGGCGGCGGCGGGACCCUGGUGGUGCCCAUCCCGGUACCGACUCUCUUCGGUCAGCCGUUCUCCAAUGGGCCGCAGUGGAACCCGGGGAGCCUGCAGCCUCAACACACCGUGAGGAGCCUGGACCGGGCCCUGGAGGAGGCGGGCAACUCCGGCAUCCUGAGCCUCAGUGGCAGGAAACUCCGAGACUUUCCGGGCAGCGGCUAUGACCUGACGGACACCACCCAAGCAGAUCUUUCCAGAAAUCGUUUUACAGAAAUUCCUUCUGAUGUGUGGUUGUUUGCACCUCUUGAAACAUUAAAUUUGUAUCAUAAUUGCAUCAAAACCAUUCCUGAAGCCAUUAAAAAUCUGCAGAUGUUAACAUACCUUAACAUUAGUCGAAAUCUUUUAUCAACAUUGCCAAAAUACUUAUUUGAUCUUCCCCUUAAAGUUUUGGUCGUCAGUAAUAAUAAACUGGUAUCCAUUCCAGAAGAAAUUGGAAAGUUAAAAGAUUUAAUGGAAUUGGAUAUUAGCUGCAAUGAGAUUCAGGUCCUUCCCCAACAAAUGGGAAAAUUACAUUCCCUUAGAGAGCUAAAUAUAAGAAGAAAUAAUCUUCAUGUAUUGCCAGAUGAAUUAGGAGAUCUUCCCUUAGUCAAGCUGGAUUUCUCUUGUAAUAAAGUGACCGAAAUUCCAGUUUGUUACAGGAAGCUGCAUCAUUUACAAGUAAUAAUUUUGGAUAACAAUCCAUUGCAAGUACCACCAGCACAGAUAUGUUUAAAGGGUAAAGUACACAUAUUUAAGUACUUACAUAUCCAAGCAUGUUGUAGAAUGGAUAAGAAACCAGAUUCCCUGGAUCUUCCAUCAUUGAGUAAAAGAAUGCCCUCUCAGCCUCUCACAGACAGUAUGGAAGAUUUUUAUCCAAAUAAAAAUCAUGGCCCUGACUCUGGAAUUGGAAGUGAUAAUGGAGAGAAACGAUUGUCUACAACAGAACCAUCAGAUGAUGAUACAAUCAGCCUUCACUCUCAAGUUUCAGAAUCAAAUAGAGAGCAGACAUCAAGAAAUGAGAGUCACACAAUAGGAAGCAAGCCUGAUUCUCAGAAAGACCAGGAGGUGUAUGAUUUUAUUGACCCCAACACAGAAGAUGUAGCAGUUCCUGAACAAGGAGAUACACAUAUUGGAUCAUUUGUCUCUUUGCUGAAGGGGAAAGAAAAAUGCUUUGAAAAAUCUCAGAAAAAUGAAGAAUUGGGAAAUGAAAAAAGAGUUGAGAAGGAACAAUUACUUGGAGAAGAAGAAGAUGAUGAUGAUUUGAAGGAAGUAACUGAUUUGAGGAAAAUAGCUGCUCAGUUAUUGAAGCAAGAACAGAAGAACAGGAUUCUUAAUCAUUCAACUUCUGUCAUGAGAAACAAGCUGAAACAAACUGUGGAAUGUGAGAAGAGUGUCUCAACAGAUGAAGUUAAUUCACCAUUAUCACCCCUUACAUGGCAGCCCUUAGAAAAUCAGAAGGAUCAAUUAGAUGAACAACAGUGGCCAGAAUCUCAACCUAUAAUUUGGCAAAGUGAAGAAAGAAGGCGAAGCAAACAGAUUAGAAAAGAAUAUUUCAAGUAUAAAUCAGCGAGGAAGAGUUCAAGUGGCAAUGAAAAUGAUGAGAUAACAGGUUGUUUUCUGAAGAAUGUAGCAUAUCCUAUGGGCUUAAGCCAGGCAGUACUGCAGCAAGACAGUGAUAAUGCUAAUAUGUCACCACAAUCUCCAGUAUCAUCUGAGGAAUAUGACAGAACUGAUGGCUUUUCACAUGGUCCCUUUGGCUUAAAGCCUAGAUCAGCUUUUAGCCGCUCAUCUCGCCAGGAAUAUGGGGCUGCAGAUCCAGGAUUCACAAUGAGAAGAAAGAUGGAACACUUAAGGGAAGAACGAGAGCAAAUAAGACAACUUCGCAAUAAUCUUGAAUCCAGGUUAAAAGUUAUUUUGCCUGAUGACAUUGGAGCUGCACUGAUGGAUGGGGUUGUCCUUUGCCAUUUAGCCAAUCAUAUAAGGCCACGCUCUGUAGCUAGUAUUCAUGUACCAUCACCAGCAGUGCCCAAGCUGAGCAUGGCAAAAUGUCGAAGAAAUGUAGAAAAUUUUCUUGAUGCUUGUAAAAAGUUGGGUGUCUCACAGGAAAGACUCUGUUUGCCUCAUCAUAUUUUGGAAGAACGAGGUCUUGUGAAAGUUGGUGUCACGGUUCAGGCCCUCCUUGAAUUACCUACGACCAAGGCAUCUCAACUUUCUAUGGCUUGAUAACAUUUUAAAAAUUAUAAGUGUGUAGUUUCAUUUAUUUGAAGCAAUUUCAGAUAUCUUAAAUUCAUGAAUAAAAAUGUCCAGUCAAAAAUCAUUUGCCUUAGGUCAAGCCUUAGGGUUUUUACAAAAAUUACAUUAAAACAUCAAAUUGAAACUGAAUUGCCCAAGCUUCUUUUGGGGGAAAACUGGAUUAAUUUAAUAAGAGUUUUUGAUGAAUUCAAAUUUUCUUUUUACUAUCAGUUAAUAACCUUGGUUAUUUUUCAAAAUGCAGAUUGAUACUCAAUUUAAAAUAUGUAUCCAAUUUAAUAAUCACAUUAGGUUUAAUUUUUUUACAUCAUAACAUACUAGUAAACAUCUGGAAAAUGGUAAUCUUUUUUUAGCCAUUUAAAACAAUUCUAUAUUUGAGUUAUUUAAUACACUUCUAGUUUAUACACAACUUCUUUCAUCUUUGUUCUUAGUUUUCUAGAAAAAAAUGAGUAGGAAAAAACCAAACUCUGGCAUUCUAUUAAAUUCUUUUAGUAUUAUAGGUUGGUGCCAAACUAUUUUCAGUUGUACUGUAGAUUGUUUACAUGUGAAGUGCCUGUGUAAUUGAUGAAUCUUAUAUAGUCUUAAGCAUUUUUGCAAUUUCUUUUUUGUAUCAAUAGAGUCAACAGAACUUUAAACUAUUUUAGUAGGUUUUGUAAGGUCAAUACUAUGUGAGGAUUUAAAUGUGCCUCACAUCGUGACAUCAUGGUUUUUUAGUUAGUCCAUUACAGUUUUCCUUAAAUUGGUUAUUUCAUGUUGUAAAAAAGCAAAACAAAACAAAAACAAAAAAUGUUAAUAUGCUUAAUUUAUGCUAUUUAAUUUUGCAAAACUUAAUCAUUUUUAAAGUGUAUUAUUUGAAGAGUAUUUUAUUUCUGUAUUGAAAAUGUUACACAAAGCAGUAAGAUUUUUGAGAACUAGUGAAGUACUAAUUAUGAAGGACAUUUUGAUAAAACUGCCAAAGUUUGGAUUUGUAUCUUGAUUUUCAGGAACAUUACAUCAGUGCUACCUUUAGCUAUAUUCAGAGAGCAGCAAUUGAGGAAUAAGUUUUUAUUCAAAAUCUGACCAUUUGUGGAUCUUGUACACCGAUGCUCCUCAAUUAACUUGAUGUUGAGUUAAACAUAGACUGUUCCAAAAAUAUUUUCAUGAGAUACUAUGUCACACAAAGUUCUUGUUUGACUUAGAGAUGGAUAAAUUUAUGUUGGUAGUAGUGCAGGAAUUUUUCAAAAACAUUACUGUAAUGAAUAACUCAUUUUCCUAUAAAAGAACCUUAAUUACUUUUGUAGUAGCCAAGCAUCAUAUCUUAAGUAUGUGAUCAUUUGCACUUGUUACCUCUUAAUAUGGAUGCAACUUAUUAAAAAUGUUGGCCUGGGUAUUUCAAAGGGUAUAUAUAAAAGGUAAAAACUAGUGUGCCAAAUGGUAUAGUAAGGGUUGACUUAGGAACAACUCUACUAUUUUUGAUCAGUUGGCAUGAAGCCAUAUAAUUAAAUUUUGGCUUUAGAAUACAGAUAUUCUUUACACUCCCCAAGGGUCAAAUUGGAGCUUUUGAAGAAUUAAAGCUUCUUAUGACUGUAAGGUAUAAGAAUUAAAUUAUUAGUAAUUUAUUACUUUAAAUAUUUGAGCUAAUUUUUCCUUUUCAGUUGUGUCUUUUAAAAAACACACAAAAAAACAAACCUCAUUGACAUGAUCUCCCUAGUGAAAACUUGGAAUAUACAAGAAAUGGCCAGUAUGUACCUUAGUUGAUAAGUUUCUAAUUUAGAAGUUUGACAGCGUUACAAAUUAAGUAACCACUAAAAACUGCAACAAUCAUUCAUACUUCUUUUAUAGUUAUCAUGCUAUCGAUUUCCUCUUAUUAUUAAUCUAGUGUUAGUUACUUUACAAGUAUUUUCCUAUUUCAUAUCAUUAAAAUAGUAGUGAAAUCUUAGGCCAUUCCCUUAUUGCAUUUCCCUUGUCAGUUAAUUAUUCCUUUAAAGAGAAAAUACACCAGAACCUCAUUGUAGCAUCCUUUUUGCAAAUCCAAAUUCCACUUAAGAUGGGUCCAGUGGAGGUCCAUACCAUGACAUUUCAUUUAGUGUUGUGUCAGAGGGCAACACCAUCUCUGAAGCAAUUUCACAAGUCCCUGAGGACAACAGUAUACCAAGGUUCUGAUGUAUUUCUUUUAGUAGUUUUUAUGUGUAAAAUUUAUCCUAAAUGUUUUUAUUGUUAUUAUAUAUUUACUUCAUCAGUUAUUGAAUUAAGAAUGAUUAUCUUUAUUUGAAUGGAUUUGUGAUUUCAUGAGGGUUGACUAAUCAGACUAAAAUUUUUAUUGGACCCUUAAAAAUUCAAUAGAUAGCUCUUUCUGUUAAAUUUUAUGACUAUGGCACAAGAAAGAAGUGAUGGUGGAUAUGUUACAAUUGAAAUAAGGAGUAAAAAUGCAUUGCCAUUUGUUUAAUAAUUAUCUUUAUAGAAUGCUAGUUUAAUGACUUUUAUAACUGAAUUUUUUGAAGAAUUCAGAAAAGUUUGUAUUGCUCACAGAUCUAUCAUAAUGGAUUUUCUGAUGCAUUUAAAAGUAAAUGGAACACUAAAUGUAUAUUACCGAUGCAAACUGUGGAUAAAGUUGAAUGAAAAAAAUUUAGCGUGGGGUUUAUUUUCUCAUUAUCAAUUCUCUACCCAUCACAUCAUCCUUUUUUUUUUUUAAUCAAAAGAGCCAGUGUUUAUUCCCAAGUGUAGAAACAGACUUUGUAAGAAUUCCAUCAGACUUUGAGAGGAUAUUCAAAGUGGAUUGUUUCAGUUGGGUGCAAUAGCGCACAUCUGUAAUUUGGAGGAUGAGGCAGGAUGAUCUUGAGCCCACAAAUUCGAGGACAUCCUGGGCAAAAUAGGUAUACCCCAUAUCAAAAUAACAUAAAUUGUUUUAAGAGUCCAAAUUCCCUUUACAUCAUUUCUAUUUUCAGAAGAUAAAAGUUUCUUCAAAAGCAAUAAUUUUCUAGGAUGUUUUCACAAAGUAAUGUUAUCUUUAUAUAAGAUACUCUUGCCGGGUGCGGUGGUGCAUGCCUGUAAUCCCAGGAUUACGAGUUAAAAGCCAGCCUCAGCAAAAGUGAGGUUACAACUCAGUGAGACCCUGUCUCUAAAUAAAAUACGAAAUAGGGCUGGGGAUGUGGCUCAUUGGUUGAGUGCUCCUGAGUUCAAUCCCCAGUACCACCGCCCCCCCAAAAGAUAAACUCUAUAAAACAAAUUUAAGCAACAAUUCUAUAAAAUUAAAGAAUAGGUCAAACAUUGUGAUUUUUUUUUAAUCACAGAGCGCUAGUCAUACGACUGAAUUGCUUAUAAGCUCCUGUGAUAAGAAGUAUAAUCUUCCACUUUCAGGUAGUUCUAAUUUUUAAAAAAUUCACAUAUCUUAAAAUAACUAUUAUUUGUUUGUAAUUAUGAUUGAUUCCAGAAGUAAAAAGUCAUUCAAGUAAAUGUUAUUAAAGAUAAUAUUGCACCUUAAACUCUCAGAGUUAAAGAAAAACUAAAGUGAGUAAAUACUUAGCAGAAGAUGUUUGAAAACUAUUCUAUCAAAAAUUUUGAUUCACCUUUAGCUAAGCUUGUUUUCUGCUUCAGUAAAUCUACAGUUCUGAUAUUCUAUAUGAAAUGGUCCUAGAAUCCUCAGGCAUCUAUCCCAAUGUCCAGACCACUCCAAAGGACUGAUGCAUUGUUGCAGAUUACAUUAAUUUAGAAGUAUCCAGAUAUCUUCUGGAAUUGGUGAACUGAAAAUAGCAAAAGCUAUAUGUUUCUUAAGGUAUUUUCUACUCCUGUGUUAUAAAACAUGAAAACAUUCCUAUGCUCAUGAAUUUUCACAGGUGUGUGUGUGUGUUUAACAUUAAGUCUCUGUUUUAGCAAAAUAAAGUCUUGUUGUAUUAGAAAAUAAGUUUAGAAUGACUAUCUCUGACAUAAGUAAUUUUGAGAAUUUUAGCAUAAUUUAUGAAACAUAAGCUAUGAGAAAUAGGUCAUCAGAAUUCUGACAUAAGCAUUUUAGGAUAGAAAACUACUAACUGAACAAUUUGAAAGUUAAUAAAAUGAAAAGAGAAAAUGCUUUAAAAUGUGAUUAUUUUUAAAUUUAAGUUUUUAUAUAAUAUUUUCUUGGUUUCUCAAAUGAAUUAUUUUGAUUACUCCACCUUAUAACGUU